Messenger RNA from Octopus sinensis (East Asian common octopus), 2055 nucleotides. Its product is annotated as T-complex protein 1 subunit theta. Gene Ontology annotation, molecular function: ATP binding; ATP hydrolysis activity; ATP-dependent protein folding chaperone. Gene Ontology annotation, biological process: protein folding. The record is from RefSeq and is a predicted model, not a curated record. NCBI's taxonomy places the organism in Eukaryota, Metazoa, Mollusca, Cephalopoda, Octopoda, Octopodidae. The transcript has 17 exons. Gene Ontology annotation, cellular component: chaperonin-containing T-complex. Bases 126 to 1757 code for a protein of 543 amino acids.
AACAUCGUCACUUUCCGUCGCCGCUUCACGAAUAUUCUGUAUUAAAUCAUUUUUUCCUUCAUUUUAUCCGAAAAUUUCUCUCUCUCCGAAAUUCUUCGACUCUUCGCAAUUAUUUCCCUCUCACCAUGGCACUACACGUACCAAAAGCACCCGGCUUCUCGUCUAUGUUGAAAGAGGGUGCCAGGCAUUAUAUGGGCCUUGAAGAAGCUAUCUAUAGAAAUAUUGAUGCUUGUAAAGAGAUAGCGAAAACAACCAGGUCUGCUUAUGGUCCUCAUGGUCAGAAUAAAAUGAUCAUUAACCACAUUGAGAAACUAUUUGUCACCAAUGAUGCUGCUACAAUUCUUAACGAGUUAUCUGUUCAACAUCCAGCUGCCAAGAUGCUGGUGAUGGCUAGUCAGCAGCAAGAACAAGAAUGUGGUGAUGGUACAAAUGCUGUUCUGAUUCUGGCUGGUUCCUUCCUAGAACACGCCGAAGAACUACUUCGCAUGGGUUUGUCUGUCCCUGAAGUAAUUGAGGGCUACGAGAUUGCUUACGCUAAAGCUACAGAAUACUUACCAGAACUUGUUGUUGGCCAAGUUAAAGAUCUACGAAACAGGGAAGACGUCAGAAAAGUAAUUCGUUCUGCUGUUAUGAGCAAACAAUACGGUUCCGAAGAUUUCUUAUCUGAUCUAAUUACUGAUGCUUGUAUUGGAAUAUUAUCCAUGAAAAAUACUUUCAAUGUUGAUAAUGUCAGAGUAUGCAAGAUUCUGGGUUGUAGUAUGAUGAAUUCCAGUGUGCUUCAAGGAAUGGUUUUCAAGCGUGCAGUUGAAGGUGAUAUCACUAAAGCAGAGAAAUGCAAAAUAGCUAUCUAUUCCUGCCCAUUAGAUUCUUUGCAAACAGAAACUAAGGGAACUGUCCUGAUAAAAACUGCCGAAGAAUUGCUGAAUUUCAGCAAAGGUGAAGAGGACCAAAUGGAAAAGCACAUUCAAACCAUUGCUGACUCUGGUGUUAAUGUGAUUGUUACCGGUGGUAAAGUUGGUGAGCUUAGUCUCCACUAUUGCAACAAAUAUAACUUGCUAGUCGUUCGUCUUUUAUCCAAAUUUGACCUUAGAAGAUUGGCUCGUUCCGUGUCAGCAACUGUCCUCCCCAAAAUUACUGUUCCAACCACCGAAGAGAUGGGAUUUUGCGACCAUGUUUAUGUAGAUGAAAUUGGAGAAACUGCUGUUGUGAUAUUUAAACAAGAGAAGGAUGACACUGCAAUCUCUACAAUUGUAGUCAGGGGUUCCUCUGACAAUAUUGUAGACGAUAUUGAAAGAUGUAUUGAUGACGGUGUCAACACAUUUAAAGCUAUGACAAAGGAUAGUAGAUUGGUUGCUGGUGCCGGUGCAGUAGAAAUUGAACUGGCUAAAAGAAUUACUACUUUUGGUGAGAGUAUUCCUGGCUUAGAACAAUAUGCUAUUAAAAAGUAUGCCCAGUCAUUAGAGGUUCUUCCUCAGUCUUUGGCUGAAAAUACCGGUGCAAAGAGCCGAGAAGUUCUUUCCAAGUUGUAUGCCUCUCAUCAAGAAGGUAAACAGAAUGUUGGUGUGAAUAUUGAGGAUGUUGGUGGUGUUAUGGAUUCAGUAGAGAAAAAUAUUUUAGAUCUUUAUACAAAAUUUUUCUGGAUAUUGAAGUUUGCCACUACAGCUGCUUGCACAGUGCUCAAUGUUGACCAGAUCAUUAUGGCCAAACCUGCAGGUGGUCCCAAGACCCGAGAGACCAAAGACUGGGAUGAAGAUUAAUCUCAUUAACUUUCAUUUAUACCAAGCAUUCAUUAUCAUGUAUAAUAGGUUGCAUUAUUUAUUCCUUUUUUUUAAAAAGAAGAAGAAAAAAAUAUUUACUGGCUUCAUAUUAAGUACCAUCUCUAAUUUCCAUUUAUACCAGAAAUGUGAUGGAAAGGUCAUUAUCUUUCCACAGGGGGUUUCAUACUGAGAAAAACCUUUAAAACAAGAUUGGAAGAAGAUAAAACAAAAAAGAAACCUGCUUUGCUACAAUGUAUGUGUAUUGUAAUUGGAAACCAAAAUAAAACAUUUGUUUGAA